Molecule: messenger RNA, 882 nt
Organism: Solenopsis invicta (red fire ant)
Lineage: Eukaryota; Metazoa; Arthropoda; Insecta; Hymenoptera; Formicidae
Product: DNA-directed RNA polymerase I subunit RPA12-like
Exons: 3
Coding region: 104-487 (127 amino acids)
Biological process (GO): DNA-templated transcription; termination of RNA polymerase I transcription
Cellular component (GO): RNA polymerase I complex
Molecular function (GO): DNA-directed RNA polymerase activity; zinc ion binding; nucleic acid binding
Source: RefSeq, a predicted model, not a curated record
GUUCGUUAGUGAAAAUCAAGAAAUUUUAUAGGUUAUGUUUUCAAGAGGAAGAAGGGCAAGUUAUAUACGAUUCAAUUGCAUGCGUUUUAAUGCAUGUUAAACGAUGGCAAGUGACAACAAGAGUUGUUUUACUACUGCGCCUGGCUUCUGUCCAGAUUGUGGUUCAAUUUUGCCGUUGCUAGGCGAACGGGGAGGAAUUAAAUGUUACACGUGCAAGAGAGAAUGGAAUUCCGAAGUUUUUGGUGACAUGGGAAUGACACAUACAAUCUUCUUUAACACCAAGCAUACUUAUGCCAGUAGUGUAUCUGUCAAAGAAGGUGAAGAUAGUGAGGAUGAUGCGGAAGGGCCAAUAGUAGAGCGACAAUGUCCUCAGUGUCAAAAUGACAAAAUGUCCUACGCAACGUUGCAACUGAGAUCUGCUGAUGAAGGACAAACUGUGUUUUACACAUGUACCAAGUGCAAAUUCAAGGAAACAGAGAAUUCUUAAUAUACAAUUUUGUAUUGUACAUUCUUAUUUUAUAAGAAAUUUUUAUAUUGAGCAAUGUGAUUCUUCUAUUUUUUAAUAAUUAUUUAGAAUAAGUACUUUAAAUAAAAAUAAAAAUAUACUCUUUUGAUGCAUUUUCACUCAAAAUGAAAAAACUAAGAAAAACGUGGCGGUUUUUCCUGUGAAGUGAGUUAUUAAGCGUUAAAAUUUAGAAGUUUAGAAAUUAAGAUAUCUGUUAUAUUGGUUAGUAGUAAUUUUAUUGUUUAUUAGACAUAAACAAGAAUGGAAUUAAAACCAAUAGUGAUUUGAGCACAAAUUGGAUCGCGGUCCAAAUGUAUCGAUAUGAAUAUGCUCUGUAAUUUUAUAUCUUACAAACAUAAAUUCUGUUAUAAAAAUAA